Messenger RNA from Lagopus leucura (white-tailed ptarmigan), 2167 nucleotides. It is a transcript of the gene ANKRD13C, whose product is annotated as ankyrin repeat domain 13C. Gene Ontology annotation, cellular component: cytoplasm. The coding region runs from base 1 to 1557 and encodes 518 amino acids. Gene Ontology annotation, molecular function: protein binding. The record is from RefSeq and is a predicted model, not a curated record. Lineage: Eukaryota; Metazoa; Chordata; Aves; Galliformes; Phasianidae. The transcript is spliced from 13 exons.
AUGACCGGCGAGAAGCUGCGCUCGCUGCGCAGGGACCACAAACCCAGCAAGGAGGACGGGGACUUGCUGGGGCACGGCGAGGAGGAGGCGGCCGCCGCGCCCGGAGCCAUCUUCACCGGGGGACGCGGGAGCGGCGGCAAAGGCGGCCGGGCCGGGGGGCACCGCAUCUUCAGCAACCACCACCACCACCAGCAGCGGCUGCCGCCGAAGGGCGGCCUGGCGGGCGGCGGGACGGGCCCGGCCGCGGAGCCCGAGCGGAGCCCCGCGCACUUCCCCGUGCACGAGUGCGUCUUCAAGGGGGACGUGAGGCGGCUGUCGGCGCUCAUCCGCACGCAGGGCAUCGGCCAGAAGGACAGCCACGGAAACACUCCUUUGCAUCUUGCUGUGAUGUUGGGACAUAAAGAAUGUGCCCACUUGCUUUUAGCCCACAAUGCUCCAGUAAAGGUGAAAAAUGCUCAGGGAUGGAGCCCUCUUGCAGAAGCCAUCAGCUAUGGAGACAGACAAAUGAUUACAGCACUCCUAAGGAAGCUUAAACAGCAGUCCAGGGAAAGUGUUGAAGAAAAGCGACCUCGAUUAUUAAAAGCCCUGAAAGAGCUAGGUGACUUCUAUCUAGAGCUUCACUGGGAUUUUCAAAGUUGGGUGCCUUUACUCUCCCGAAUUCUGCCUUCUGAUGCAUGUAAAAUACACAAACAAGGUAUAAAUAUCAGGCUGGACACAACUCUGAUAGAUUUUACUGACAUGAAGUGCCAACGAGGGGAUUUAAGCUUCAUUUUUAAUGGUGAUGCAGCACCCUCUGAAUCUUUUGUAGUUUUAGACAAUGAGCAAAAAGUUUACCAGCGAAUACAUCAUGAGGAAUCUGAGAUGGAAACAGAGGAAGAGGUUGACAUUUUGAUGAGCAGUGAUAUUUACUCAGCAACGUUAUCAACCAAAUCGAUCACCUUCACACGUGCCCAAACAGGGUGGCUUUUUCGGGAAGACAAAACAGAAAGGGUAGGGAACUUUUUGGCAGAUUUCUACCUGGUGAAUGGACUUGUAUUAGAAUCAAGAAAAAGAAGAGAGCAUCUCAGUGAGGAGGAUAUUCUUCGAAAUAAGGCUAUCAUGGAGAGCCUGAGUAAAGGUGGCAACUUAAUGGAACAAAACUUUGAGCCGGUCAGACGACAAUCCCUUACUCCACCAUCACCCAAUACCAUUACAUGGGAGGAGUACAUAUCUGCUGAAAAUGGAAAAGCUCCUCAUCUGGGUAGAGAACUGGUCUGCAAAGAAAGCAAGAAAACCUUUAAAGCAACAAUAGCGAUGAGCCAGGAAUUUCCGCUAGGAAUCGAAUCAUUAUUGAAUGUUUUAGAAGUAAUUGCACCAUUCAAGCACUUUAACAAACUCAGAGAAUUUGUUCAAAUGAAGCUUCCACCAGGCUUUCCUGUAAAAUUAGAUAUUCCUGUGUUUCCCACCAUCACAGCCACUGUGACUUUUCAGGAGUUCCGUUACGACGAAUUUGAUGAAUCCAUCUUCACGAUUCCUGAUGACUACAAGGAGGACCCCAGCCGCUUCCCUGAUCUCUAAUUAAACUGGAAGGUUAAUGGUGAAUAACAAAGUAACAAUACCAGCGUACCACAGUGAAAGCAAAUGGAUGCAAAUAGCCCACGGAUAUAGACAGAGAAGUGGGUGACAAGGGAAAGGGAUGAACUUACUAAUCCAGAAGAAAAGGGAAUGUGCAUCAAAUGACUGAUCUACUGACACUGUCGUGGGCAUCUAAUCUAGUUCCUGAUGGACAGCAAGUCUCCUGAUGUGUCCUUCACACGUUUGUACAUCCAGUGCUGCAGGCGAGGUCGUCUGCCGCCUCAGUGGCCCUGAGGAUGCUCAACAGCUGUGAGGACUGUCAUUUGUUUUUAAAUUUUUUUACAUUUCUUGUUGAUACAGAAAGCACUCUUGGACCAUAGCGUAAAGGUUGAAAUGUCUUAGCUGCAUACUCGUCCUUUCCAACGUCCCACCCUACUUAAAGAUGACCAUAUUAUAUUCUUUCAAGCUUUGUUUUCAAGAAGUGUAAACUAUGUAUCAUUCUGUAUACUUCAGUACUCUGAAUGUUAGUUGAGCGUAAGUUAGGAGGAACGCGUUUUCUGUAGCCGAAUGAACCAAAUGGUAACCAUUAAACGAUUGCAUUUUCCUACUGCAA